AUGUAAGAAUCCUAGUAAUCACUAUGGUAGGUAACCAAGAUAUAUAAAUAACUUGGUCAUUAACAGUGUGUUGGUGCUACGUGAAUCUUUCGGUUGUUAGAGACAUUUUGAUUCAGUGUCAACUCAGGUGACAGCCAUUGGUGGUCAAUAUGGCGCUAACUUUUUUUGUAAAGUUACAUAACCAACAAGUUCUUGACACACUGAGGGUUGGUGACCGAGUGAAAUUUGAUAGAGGACUCUACACACACUGGGGAAUUUACGCUGGUUUCGGACAGAUUAUUCAUCUGGCAGGCGAGGACGAUGACGGCAUUGGCGCUAAAUUUAACAGCACUAACCUCUUCAGUAUCGGAGGCAAACUGUUCGCUAAAGCGGAAGUACGAAUUGAGGAUUUCUGGAAAGUCGUCGGGACAGACACAGCUGAGAAAGACAAUAGUCUAGAUACAAAAUGGAGAGCCUUUCAUCCCCAAACUAUAGUGCGCAAUGCCAGGGAGAAAAUCGGGGAAAUAGGUUACAACAUUAUCUCAGCUAACUGUGAACACUUUACGAACUGGUGCAGGUAUGGACAAUGCAAAAGUGAACAGGUAGAAAAUGUGCUGACCGGCGUUGCAGUGGGUGCAGGGAUAGCGCUGGGUGCCUUUGCCAUCUACGCUUUGUCUACACUCGCCAAUGCCAAAGAUGAAGAAGAAGAAGAAGAGAAUUACUAAAGAGGACGCCUGACGUGAAACAGUUUUAUUUAAGAACAAGCUAGACUUCUAAAUCUGGACACACAUAUGUACUAAACAUUUCUGAAUUUGAAACCAAAAAAUUAUUGUUGUUGUUGUUAUUAAAAAUUAAAAGUUUUAGCGACCAAACAAAAUAA
Molecule: messenger RNA, 859 nt
Organism: Biomphalaria glabrata
Lineage: Eukaryota; Metazoa; Mollusca; Gastropoda; Planorbidae
Product: phospholipase A and acyltransferase 2-like
Exons: 5
Coding region: 150-704 (184 amino acids)
Biological process (GO): N-acylphosphatidylethanolamine metabolic process
Cellular component (GO): cytoplasm
Molecular function (GO): A2-type glycerophospholipase activity; glycerophospholipid phospholipase A1 activity
Source: RefSeq, a predicted model, not a curated record